Molecule: messenger RNA, 10757 nt
Organism: Hemicordylus capensis (graceful crag lizard)
Lineage: Eukaryota; Metazoa; Chordata; Lepidosauria; Squamata; Cordylidae
Gene: SYNPO2
Product: synaptopodin 2
Exons: 5
Coding region: 125-3961 (1278 amino acids)
Biological process (GO): positive regulation of actin filament bundle assembly
Cellular component (GO): stress fiber; actin cytoskeleton; nucleus
Molecular function (GO): actin binding
Source: RefSeq, a predicted model, not a curated record
CCCUCACAUCAUCUGGCAGGCAAGCUUCAAGUUCAGUGAACAUCCACUGCUUCUAGGAAAUACCUAUGUCUUUUUUUUAAAAGUUGCUUCUGCAAGUGAAUGCUGCCAGACCUGACCAAGAAACAUGGGUACAGGGGAUUUUAUCUGCAUCACCAUGACUGGAGGGGCACCUUGGGGUUUUCGACUACAAGGUGGCAAAGAAGAGAAGCAACCUUUGCAGAUUGCUAAGAUUCGUAACAAGAGCAAAGCUUCUAAGGCUGGGCUGUGUGAAGGGGAUGAGGUGAUAUCCAUCAAUGGCAACCCUUGUGCUGACUUGACCUAUUCUGAAGUUAUCAUCUUGAUGGAGGGCCUGGCUGACACUCUCGAGAUGCUCAUCAAGAGGUCUUCCAGUGGAGUAAAUGACAACUUAAGUCCUGAAAGAGAAAAUGGAGACCGAAGUAACAUUGCAAAUGAAGAAUAUAAAGAGAGCACCACGUUACAAAUUAGAACGGCCCAGAACAGGCCCUACAGAGAACUGCAGGUCACAGGGGCAGCCCAGGAAAUGCUCCAGAGAGAGUGGCGAAGUGACGAGGAGGACCUUUCUGAGACAAAGCAAGAAAGAGAGAUAACACACUGUCACAAAAUCCCUCCCAAAGUGAUAGAAGCCCCGAAAGCACACUUGAUAGCAGUGCCAGCUUUCACUAGGGGGGUUGGAGAAAGGCCAGGCCCGACAGUUGAGCUGCAGUUAUCCCUCUCACAUGACAAGCACAAAGGCAGCAGUGCUCCAGGACUGACUGUCCUGGGGGCUGAAAAGUGUGCCUCUCCAGAAGCAGGAUCCACCCUACAGCAAGAGGGGACUAGCUGGGUGACUUCAGCUCCUGCAGCCGCAGAAGACCACACUGCACAAUGGUCAAGCAGAACCUUCCAGGUUGCUAGUGGGAAAGGAGUUGGAGCAACCCAAGGAGCUGAGACAAAAGAGCCGUCUCUCACCAAGGUGGAAGUGAUCCUAGAUUGCUCUGACAGAGAGAAGGAAGCGUCCAGGUCUCUGGCCGAAAAGGGGUGUGUUGACUCUCAAGUGGAAGGAGGGCAGUCAGAAGCACCUCCUUCUGUAGUCUCCUUUGGAAUCUCAUCAGAAGGCACAGAGCAGGGAGAAGACGACGAGCACUCUGAAAGGGAACAUAGCAGACCUCACAAACACAGGGCAAGGCACGCCAGGCUCAGACGGAGUGAGAGCCUGUCAGAGAAACAGGUGAAAGAAGCCAAAUCUAAAUGUAAGAGCAUUGCCCUAUUGUUGACGGCAGCUCCUAACCCCAAUUCCAAGGGGGUGUUGAUGUUCAAGAAGCGUCGCCAAAGGGCCAGGAAAUACACUUGGGUCAGCUACGGCACUGGAGAGCUAGAGCAUUACGAGGGCGAAGAAGACGAGGGUGAAGACGUUGACAAGGAGAACGCUUUUGAGGUAACCUUACUAGGCACGAGUGAGUCUGAAAUCGAUGAAGAUUUCUUCUCUGACAUUGACAAAGAAGACCGGAUUGUGACAUUUGACUGGGAUACCGGCCUACUUGAGGUUGAAAAGAAACCAAAAAGUGGAGAAGAGAUGCAGAUGCUUCCAGAGAGCAAAGGCAAGGGCGCGCUCAUGUUUGCCAAGAGGCGGCAAAGAGUAGAUCAGGUCACAGCUGAACAAGAGGCAAUGAAGACGCAAGCAGUUCACAGUAUGGAGGAGCACCAAGAGGCCACUACAGCAGAGAGCAGCCAGAAAAUUAGCUCUUCCACAUACCAGGUGAAACAAGAAGCUUCUAGAAUGCAGAGCCAUGUAAGCAAAAGCUACAUAGAAAUGAGCCGCAGUCAUGGCACAACAAUACAGCAAAAUGGCAUUGGGGCCACUCCUGAGACAAACAUGAUGUAUCCAUCCUCUGAAGUGCCUAAAUCAGCGGCUUCAAACAGAACAGCCAAGCCUUUCCCUGGUGUGCAGAACAGGGCAGCAGCACCUUUUUCACCCACCAGAAGCAUGACUAGCCCUCUCUCGGAUUUACCUGCACCACCUCCCUACACUUCAGUCAGCCCACCACCAGAAGCCUUGUACAGAACUGCUUUGACUCCAGUGGCCAGCACAGCUCCUCCAGCUGUGUGGUCUCCGACCGAAUCCACAGAGCAGAUUGCAUCCAGGGACGAAAGGAUUGCAGUGCCUGCCAAAAGAACUGGAAUUUUGCAAGAGGCAAAGCGAAGAAACACUGCAAAGCCGAUGUUUACUUUCAAAGAAGCCCCUAAGGUGAGUCCCAAUCCUGCUCUUUUGUCCCUUGUGCAGAACACGGAAGGUAAAAAAGGUGGUGGUGCUGGCUUUGAGUCAGGUCCUGAAGAAGACUACCUCAGCUUGGGAGCAGAGGCCUGCAAUUUCAUGCAAAUCCAAGCAGCCAAGCAAAAGAUCCCUCCUCCUGUUGCUCCAAAACCCGCAGUAAAGGUUUCUCCUACUGCCACACCAGUUUCACCAGUCUGGUCACCUCCGGCUGUAGCUGUUACCCAGCCUCCCACCUUUCCAGCUCCAAAUUCACCCCAAGUGGCAACUCCAGCACCUAUAAAGAUAGCACAACCUGCUUAUCCUUCUCCACAGCCCCCAAGUACUCUUAAUCUAGCUGGUCCCCUUAGAGGGCCUCAAACAGCAGUGUCACACCAAAAUUAUACACCAAAAACAACACCUACCACACCACUAGGAAAUGCUGUGCUUGCUGGAGGGGUGGGGCCAGCCUUUGAGAUGCCCCCAGCUUUGAGUGGGAAGGGAGCCCAGCUCUUUGCGAAAAGGCAAUCGCGAAUGGAAAAAUAUGUGGUAGACUCAGAAACCGUGCAAGCCAAUAUGGCACGGGCUUCAUCACCAACUCCAUCUUUACCAGCCUCUUGGAAAUAUUCAUCUAAUGUUCGAGCACCACCUCCAGUAGCUUAUAACCCCAUCCAGUCCCCAUCUUAUCCUCUUGCUGCCACCAGACCACAGUCAAAGUCGCCUGGAGCUCCCAAAACUACCAAGAAAAAACCUAAGAAAGCACUUAGUUCUUUAGAGGUUAUGAAGCAUCAACCAUACCAGCUUAAUUCAUCCUUAUUUACUUUUCAACCUCCCUCUGACAAGGAAGGCCUAAUUCCUAAGCAACCCGCAAAGCUUGACUCAGUGUCUGCCUCAAAACAAGCUCUACCAACGAGAUCACUCAAUGCUGGUUCUCCUUCUACUGUCCGAGCAUCUUCAGUGUACUCUGUACCGGCCUACAGUUCACAGCCUUUUGUCCAGUCAAACACCUCUAGCCCAGUAAUUGAAUCCUGUGCAUCUACAGGCUAUCCUACAUUUUUGAAGCAAGAACCAGCAGCACCUUCUAUGUUUACUACUCCAAGGCCAAAAUUUUCAGCAAAGAAAGUCGGUGUCACAGCACAGGAAAGAGGUGGUGAAAGGUCCUUAUCCCUCCCUGGAUGGCAUUCUUCAAGUUCUUUGCGAUCCAUGUCCCCUGUUUCUCCUGUGAUGUUCCAACCAGCUCCUGAUUAUUUUAGCAAGCCAACUCCAGCAGCUGACAAACCUGGGAAGAGGCUGACUCCUUGGGAAGCAGCAGCCAAGUCCCCUCUUGGCCUUGUGGAUGAUGCCUUUGGUCCCCAGACCAUUCAGGAGUCAAUUGCGGCCAACGUAGUAUCAGCUGCUCGCAAGAAAGCUCUCCCUGCUCCACCAGAUGAGUGGAAACAAAAGGUUGCCUAUGAACAUCCUGCUCCGAUUGCCCAUGCCAAAUUAGCCUCAUUUGGAAGGAGCCAUUCAGCAGCCAUUUACCCUGCAAAGAGCACAAUGUCUGCUCCCAGCUCCACUGUCCAUUGUGGAUCCCGCCUGCAGUAUGCAUACUAUGGCCAACGUGCCCGAACUGAUCCUGACAUGGCCUCCAUGGAUUCCAGGUCUGAUUACUGCCUGUCAGUAGCUGAUUCCAACUAUAAUCCACACCCAAAGGGAUGGCGGCGCCAAACAUGAAAAGCAAAGUCAUCUGUCUGUUUCCCUUCUUGCAGUUUUACAUGUGUUAGAUUUGGGGUCGAACUGAAAAUGGAAAGUGGUCUGUGUGGAUAAGUUCUCUGGCCUGACAAAAAAGAGGAUCAAGAGUUAUGCAGGAUGGAGCGCAGUGCUCGUGCUAUGUCUAGGUUCUCCAUUGAAUGACAGAUGCUCAGUUUUGUCCCAGAAGCUUCACUUUCUCUUUGUUUUAUUUAUGGAUGAAGUAACAUUUGUGCAAUAACUAAGCACAAAGUGGUCUUUUCAUAUGUGAAAGCUUCAGCUGGGAAGAGUGCAACUGCUGUGGAAUUCAAACAUCUGUAAAUGAACCAAAGAGCCUUAACAAAGAAUGUAAUCAUAGGGCUCCGGAAAAGUUUGUUUCCGUUUUUCAUCCAUGGAUCCAUAGAUCCAUCCUUACUGCAUACCAUUCUGUGGUGUCAUGGAACUUUCUAGUCCCCUUUCUGUGGAAAUGGCAACCCUGACAAAAUAUCUUUGUUGUGGUAUUUUGAUCCCCCUUGCCCCCAUUAAUUUCAAAUAGGGCUUGAUUUCUUUGUUGAAUAACUGGUUACAGUAGGGCAAAAAUGAGCAAUGUCCUAAUAGGCUAUUGGCUGUUGCUGCUCCCCAUUGUAGUACAUUCAUUAUAAAUCACCCGAAUAUAACCAUCAAGUUCUAUCCAUAGUAAUCCUCUUUUCGCUUGUCACCCUAUCCAGUUCUGAGGAUUCAGACUUCAUGACUGUUCUCGGUAUUAAGGAGUUAUUUUCUUAAGACUGGAACUAUAUCAAACAACACUAUGGUUAAACGAUGGGUUAACUAUGGUUAACGCAUCAAUAAUGGGCUAUAGGCAGAUAUCAGCUAUACAAAAACAAGCAAUAUAAUUAAAGAACAGGAAGUGUAAAGUCUUCAUGGUUUCCAAAUCUUAUGAUUUGUGCCUUAGAGCACACAGUUUGCUCUCUGGUGGUAGUCCAGGGUAUUGCAAACCUGUAAUUUACCUAGUUAACUUCCUCAUCUUACUUACAGACUUGAUGGCAGCUGUGCUGGAAAUAGCCUUCUUGGAAUGUUAUUCAUCUUGAAGAUUAAAAGGGUGAAUAAGGUGUGAAGAUUCUCCUUUUUUGCAUAUACUCGAGAACCAGAAGAGAAAAGAUGACCAACUAUUUUUAUAUAUCUCUCUCCUGUUGAUUCAGGCUUUUAGUGUGUGUGUACAUAUAUAGCUCUUACAUAUAUGGAACAAUUAUAUCAUUUCCUCAACAUGGAACAUAUAAUGAGUAGAGAGUUUGCUGUGGAUCACACUCAACUUUUUUUUUUAAAGACAGGCGCACAGCCUUCCUAAAAGAAUCAACUCAGGUGAAAUUAAUUCUCCCUGUUUCUAGCAGAAGCCGGCUAUGCAGAGUGCUGGCUGUCCUUGCAUACAUUACAAAGCCCAUCCAAGCAAUGUUUAACUGUUGCUGUUGUUGUUAUUGUUUUAAAUAAAGUGUAUAACCAGAAGGACAUGCUAGACACCUGGAUUUUUUCUAAAUCCUACUUUCUGAAAAACCUGAGAAAGGAGCCAAUAGCCAUGUUGGAUUCAGAUUCAGAGCCAUAUAAGCAUGUCAAGAGAGGAGCAAAGAUGGUCCAAAGCAGAGUUUACAAUGCAGCAGGAAAACUCACAGUGGUCCUGUAGGAAGCUAUAUCUAUAUCCACCCUUAAAGCGGAGUCUGACAGUUCCAACCUGUGAAAGUUAGAGUCUUUAGUUACUUUGAGGAUAAACUCUUGGUUACUAUAAGAUUGUGGCAUGAAUUUUAUGCAACUUUCCUGACAAUGGUAAGAGACAGAAUUCAACAUUCCACUUCCCCGAAAGGUUUUUUAAAAACUGUUUUUAAGAUAAGUUCUGGUAGGUUCUAAUAUUUAGACAUUUUAAAAAGUUUGGGGCAUUUUUUGUAGCCAGACAGCCAAGCAAAGAGAAACCAUCAAACUGAGUGUAGUGUCUUCAGCUGAUUAGUAAACAUGGUAGACUAAAGAUCACAAAAUCCUUUGCUCGAAGGCUUUGCACAAGGUCUGGUAUAUGAAGAAAUUAUUCCUAGUAUUUUGAGCACAGCAGGAAUGAGGAUGACCUGAAGAUGACUGAGUGAUAACGUAAGUGGAAAGCAAUGGUUCAGGUUUCAUUGAAUGUGAGUUGGAGGCGAAUGUCACAACAUUUAUGUAACAUACAAGCCUCUUUGGAAUAUGAGACAUGGCACUGGUUUGUGAAAUGUUUGUCUUGCUAAUAAUGUACUGGUUCACAUUCUCUCGUGUCACUAGUAUGUGAGUAUUUGUCAUGGAAUUUUUGAUUUAGUAAGAGGUCAAAACAAGGAUAUAGACUAGCAAGAAUGAUCCGAGCUGUAGGACGUCAAGUUCGUAUAGUAGUAGGUUUAUGAUAAGUGUUUAAUGGUUUGAGUCCAGUUUAAGGCAACUCACCUGAAGAGAAAUGCGUCAAAUGUACAUUAGUUUAACCAGAAUAUUUGGGGUUUAAAGCAGCUAAAUUUCAUAGACAUCAGUAGGCCUCACAUGGGUGAUCUAAGCAAACUACCAUGCCACUGAAAUCAACUCAACCAUGAAAAGAUGAAUGACCAAGUUGUUGUUGUUGUUGUUGUGGUUGUUGUUUUUAUUUUAUGGCAAUAGCUUAACAGAGCACUUAAGCAAUAUGUAUCAUCCUGAAGCUUCCAGGAACAGCUUUGUGCUUUAGGCUGUGAUCUUAAGCACACCUACUUGUUGCUAUGCUUCAGUGAAGUCAAUGGGACUCGCUUCCAAGUAAAUGCAUUUGAGGCUGGUGUGUCAGUGAAUCAGGGCAAAGAGCUGCCAGGAACUGAAGGACCUAAAAACAUACCUGUUUCAGGGGUGUAGAGACCAUGGAGCAAGGGGGGUGGGAUUGUCCCCCUGGCGGCCACCAGGAUCUGGGGCAGCCACCAAGGCUUGCCCUUGAUCAGGGUGCCCCCUUGCCCCCCUCCUGCAUCCAGUGGGCAAAUGAAGCGCUUGCUGGCUAGGAGUGUGAGGAAUGCCCCUCUACUCCCCAGCCAGUUAUUCACUGAAACACUGGCAGUGCUGGGAGGGAUAGGAGGUAUUGGGCCCAUCCCUGCAUCUGACAUCGGUCAAUGCUGAUAAAGCUGACUGGGCAAUCAUUGAUCUAGGGAAGAGAAGCUCUUCCAGGGCUGACGGGCCCUUUUAUCGGCAUUGUCCCCCUCCCUUGUAUCUGACCUCAGACACGGGGGAGUGGCUUGGGGUGCAUGUGCACUUUGUGCACACAAUGGUAAAACCUAGGGGUGGGGGUGGGGGAGCCACUGGAGGACUUUGUCUUUCAGCCUCGGGCAGACUCCCUAUGCCCUUGACCUGUUUAGUCAGGCUUUUAUAGUUUAUAGUUUUAAAGCUUUAAGUUUUAGAGUGGUUUUCCCCCCUGUAUCUUAAACUGUUUUUAAUUAUGUUAGUGUUUUAAUGGUUGUGUUUUUAGAUUUUGAACCACCCAGGGACUUGCGUAUGGGGCGGUAUUAAAAUAUGUUAAAUAAAGAUAUUGAAGAGAGGACAGGUCUCCUGUACCUUCAAGAGAUGUACUGAAGGGGGACUUCUAGGAGGUGCAACUUGUUAUGCAGGGGAAAGAAAAGCCACACCUGUUGAAAAUCCCUCUUGUGUGCAUUUAUUAAAUGUCCUAUUUUCUAUAUGAAAAUCAGGGGCAAUAUUAUGUCCGAAAUGAUCAGAUCAUGUUUCUGCUUUGGAAUUUUCUGCUUUGUGGGGGAGGGAGGCCGUGAUUAGUUAUUUUCCAGAAAACAAUAAUGUAACCAAAUAAAUAUGUGGAGAGAACUUUUUUUAAAAAAAAAAAUUCAUUAUCAAGAAAAUAAAUUUGGAUGUUUUCAAGGUCUCGUUAUCCACGGUUUUAUUAUCCAUGGCUAUAGGCGAGAAUGGAAAUCCUGUGGAUAACAAGGGCCACCUAUAAGCAUAUGCUAAGACGUUAGACAGACUAUGCUAAGGAAUGACCCUGAAAAAAGCCAGAGUCUGCAAACAAUUAUACAGAGAGUCCAACCAGAUUGUGUUUAAACAGGGAGCAAGUCCCAUUUUUAUUUUGGCUUGAUUCAGGUUUAGUUCUGCCUCUAGCCUGGCAUGGAGGAUUUUGUUGAAAAGAAUUGCAAGCUUUAAUGGAAUUGCUGCUCUUUAAUGGCUGCCCCUUUACUCCCCACCCCCCCGGAGCAGUUUUCUGUAUUUUUAACAAUUGCAUGACAGGCAGAAAUAAUAUUUGCAGCUGCCCAUGGAGAUGUAGUGAUGGAGGAGCUGUGCCUGUUGAAUUACUGCCGCUCUUUUGGAAAUUUUAAAGAUGGCAAUUUAGAAACUCUCCCUGGCUGUGCCUUCAGCAUUGUCUGUGAUUGUCCUCAGUACCUGAUCCAUGAAAAAGCAAAACUAAGAAAAUAAGAAUUGCAAUGUUAAGGUUUGCAUUCAUUCAGAUUAUAUUGAGUAGGCCUGUGUGUGUUCAGAAGAUUUGGAUUUGGAUUCAACCUGAUCUGAAUUGGAAAAUAUUGGAUUUGAAUUCUGUGGGCUCUGGCAUGUCGGAUAUCAGAUUGGAUUCCAAAUCCAAAUUCUGACAUACAUUUGGAUCUUUCCCCAUAGUUGUCAAUGGGGAAAUGUUAAAAAAUCAUAGGUUGAUCCCAGAGUCUUGAAACUUGCCACACAUGUGGGGAAGGAGAUCAGGUCAAUCCCCUAAUUUUGGAAAAUUUUUGAUUUUUUAAAAAUGGCUAAAAGUUUUGAAAUCUGGCUUGUUUCAAGCCAGAAUUUUACAAAAAUCUCUGAAACUGAAGACCCUCCGUGGACCAUCAUCCAGCAUGUGGAGGAAUCUGUGCUUUGCCUUCAUCAAAAGGGGUAACAGCAUGCCUCUUUUGCUCCCCCCCCUUUAUAUUUCCCGAGUGGACAGGGCAUACAGUUAUUAAAACUGGCACACAUAAAGCCCACAUUGGAAGGACUCUGUGUAUUUCUUUUGAUUUCCCCAUUCACCACUAUGGGGAUGGGGUGAGGGUGGGGUCCUAUUCUAUUUUGCAAAUUUCAAAAUCUGAAGUAUUUCCAAAAUUAAUUUCAAUAUUUUGGAAUGAAUUCUGAUGUUAUGGAUCUGAUCCCUCCCAACCCCCCCCCCCCAAAAAAAAAACUGUAUGCAGAUUUUACCAGUUUUUAUCAAUUUGGGGCAAUUUUGGAUAAAAUCUGAAUUUUCGAUCCAAAUUUACACAGGCCUAGUAUUCAGUGCUAAGCCUGCAAGGAAACACAUUAAGGUGUUUUUUACGGCUGUGCUUAAAGACUGAAAUGUAAAUUUAUAUUUGUAUUAUUCUACACUGUGGGGUGGGGAGGAUCAUCCAGGCAUGUCUUAUUUCACAUGCCAGAAAAGAUGCCUUGGACACGCAAGGUAGACUGCUUGGACAUUUAGGAAAGUACUGUUGAACUGGUGUGUAGAAGGGUAUUCAUGUGAUUGUAUAGUUCAGCUUUUGUGAGUUUUGUUUUAACAGUUUGUUGAAGUCUUGCAGUGUGCUUUGCCCUGAUUGAGUAAGCUCAGUUUGCUUAUAACACUGCUGAGGAAACCUUAGUAGAUAAAGAAACACACUUUGGCACUUUAUAGAUCAAGCUGUUAGGACAAAAGCAAAUUGCAGGAGAUCCAUUUUGAGAGCGGAAAGUGAGAGGUCAGACUCGGCAUUGGUAAGGUACUUCAAGUUCCACUUCUAGAGUUGACAGGUGUUCAUAUAUUUAAUGACUCAAGGUGUGUACUGAUAGUAUUUGUCACGUUCGGUGUGAUUCACUGACCACAUACAGAAAUAUAAUCUGCUGGAUUAUUCCACUGUGAGUGGUCAUUUAUUGACUCCAGGUUGCUACAUACAGACAUUUUGACUUCCACAAAAGAAGUCAACAGUUCCAGAACAUAACUAAAAAGACUGAUUAUAUCGGGGUGGGGGGUGGGGAUUGAGUUUAGUAGAGGUGUUGCUUAAGUAGUUGAAAGGGAAUGUAGAUUUACUGCACUGCUGUAUGGAAGAAUAGAAACACAACUUUCUUCAUGUUAAUCUAGGAUCCCACACUGCAUUCGUUCAUUCAUUCAUUUCCAAGGUAACUUUGCAAUGUUGUCAAUAGGACAGACAUCAGGAUGUAGGUAGUAGCUAGAGCUGCAGUCUACGCUAUAUGACACUUGUGAUCCAUCACCUUGCACUCUUUUCCUUUCCUGCCACUGUACACAUUUUUCUAGCCCCUUUUCUGGGAAAAUAUAUUUUGUUGAAAUAGGUGUGUGAAUUUUGUAUGAUUUUUGAACAUCCAUCCAAGUACAGUUUUCAGGGUGUUUUUUUUUAGGGGGGGGGUGCUUCUGUGUGAUGGGACAGACAGAUCUUAUCAUCUAAUGUAAACAAUAUCCAGCAGUAUUCAGAGAGACAUCCAAACAGAUUCUUAUGCUCCAGAGAUGCAGAGACUCUAAAUACAUGAGUGUUCCUGAAGGUUUAGUUCCUGUAUUUAUAUUAGAAGGAAGGUAACUUACUUUUGUGUUUAUGUGGAUGAGCCUCUGUGCAAGUUAAUAUGUAUUGCCACUGCCCUUGCAUAACAGGUAUCAUUUAUAGUCUAAUUACAUAAUUGUAUUUUCACUUUCACCAGCUGUUAGGUUGAUGGGAAGGAUCUGUUGUUAGAAUGCAUGCUAGAGAUGCAAAAUUGUAUCAGUUAAUAAAAAUGAUGUUACCACUUGGAUGGAAGACUCAUGUUUAUUUUCUUCCCAUUCAUAUUUGUCUGGAAAUAAUCUGAAUUUUAAUAAAGUUUUAUCUCUCAUUCUACACCAUAA